AACACCGAGCCGUACUGGCAGAGAUGGGGUAUAGCGAGACCAGCAGUGUUACCGACCCAGUCGUCCGUGGCAAGGGGUGUAUUCUAUGUCAUUUAUUAACAAUAGUUUAUGUUUCAUAGCCGCCAUGCAAGACAGAUUGUUUUACGUAUGUUGUACCUGUAUAUGUGGGUCACAUCGUUCUUCACUAGCACUGAUAUUCUGACAAGUAAGUCACUCUUGGAUUAACUGGGCACUUUCCAGUUUAACACUUCUUGCUAUUUCGCAAGAUGAUUUGGAUUAAGCCCCAGCUUGCAGUGGUUGCCGUUCUGCUGACUGUUUGUGGUUACGUUUCAGUGGGCGGUGAGUACAUGCGUGUUUGCUACUAUGCGAACUGGGCCCAGUACCGCCCUAGUGUCAUGCGGUUCAUCCCUAGCAACAUCAACCCGACGUUGUGCACGCACAUCAUGUACGCUUUCGCCAAGAUACUACCAGAUACAAACUCGCUCGGCACCACGGAAAACAACGACGAUGGCCUGGGUGGUAAUUACAAGAAAGUGACAGAUCUAAAGACCACGACUCGAGGUCUCAAAGUCCUUCUGGCGGUCGGGAGUUUGAAUCACAACUCCUCGGGAUUUACCGACGUCGUCAGCACCGACACCCGGAUCGACGCGUUCUGUGACAACGUCAUCACGUUCCUUCGCACUCGCAACUUCGACGGCCUGGACAUUGAUUGGGAGUUCCCGGGACAACGAGGCGGGAAUGCUAGUGACAAACAGCGGUACACGAAACUUGUAGCGCGUCUCCGUCAAAGGUUUAAUGCAGAAACGGGAAAUCAAAACACAUUGAUUCUGUCAGCCUCGGUUUCUGGGAGCCGGAACACGAUCGACAGUGCUUAUGAAGUUAGCUCCAUAUCAACAUAUUUCGACUUCGUCAACAUAAUGGCUUAUGACUACCAAGGCUCUUGGAGUACGGGUCUGGAUCAUGGUAGCCCCCUGUACCCGCGAUCAGACCAACAACCUCCGGAUAGCUACACAAAUGCCGUGAGUAUAUUAUGCAAUUACAUUGGUCUUUUACUGUUCAUGAGGGCGAGAUGUAGCUCACUG
Gigantopelta aegis is the source of this 1082-nucleotide messenger RNA. RefSeq names its product chitotriosidase-1-like. The record is from RefSeq and is a predicted model, not a curated record. Gene Ontology annotation, cellular component: extracellular region. Gene Ontology annotation, molecular function: chitin binding; chitinase activity. The transcript is spliced from 6 exons. The annotation marks the transcript as partial. Lineage: Eukaryota; Metazoa; Mollusca; Gastropoda; Neomphalida; Peltospiridae. Gene Ontology annotation, biological process: carbohydrate metabolic process; chitin catabolic process.